CAUAAUUUAAAAAAUAAUUCAAAAUAAAAAUCCAGCCCUAAUUUUCCGACCGCAGUUCGGCUCUGCUUCUUCCUCAGUCGGCUUCGUCUCCGACGGCGCCAGCGUGUGAAAAUUUUGAGCCAUGGACGAGGAGAAGAUAGCUAAACUGAAGAUCCAAUUCCAGCAACUGACUGAUGAUGUUCAUGAUUUCGUUGUGAAGAUCCCACCGGCUCAGCUUUACGCUGCAAUUGGAGUAGUCCUGUUCACUGUAAUUUUCUUUCUACUUGUUCGUAUUUUUAAGCGAAGAUCAUCUAAUACCAUUGUACUAACUGGACUAAGUGGAAGUGGAAAGACUGUUCUUUUUUACCAGCUUCGAGAUGGCUCUUCCCAUCAGGGCACGGUGACGUCAAUGGAACAAAAUGAAGGAACUUUUGUUCUACAUUCUGAGACCUCUAAGAAGGGAAAAGUGAAGCCUGUUCACAUUGUUGAUGUUCCCGGGCACUCACGUCUUCGACCCAAACUGGACGAGUUCUUGCUUCAAGCAGCUGCCAUGGUUUUUGUGGUUGAUGCUGUGGAAUUCUUGCCCAAUGUUCGGGCUGCUUCCGAAUAUCUUUAUGAUAUUUUGACCAAGGCAAGUGUUGUGAAGAAGAAGAUUCCCUUGCUUGUAUUGUGCAACAAGGUCGACAAAGUUACUGCUCAUACGAAAGAUUUCAUCAGAAAACAGCUGGAGAAGGAAAUCGACAAGCUUCGAGCUUCAAGAACGGCGCUAUCAUCAGCAGAUGUUACAAAUGAAUACACGCUAGGGGUGCCGGGAGAAGCCUUCGGAUUUCAUCAGUGUCAUAACAAGGUAGCCGUAUCAGAAGCAUCCGGUUUGACUGGCAACAUUUCUCAAUUGGAGGAAUUCAUCCGAGAAUAUGUAAAGCCAUAAAAAGGCUUCUCGACCAUAUUUGCAAAAUGGACGUUCCGGGGGCAUUUGUGGAACGUAGGAUUCGAUCGGGAGCUUCGGAUUGAGUAUGAGUUUCAUCACAAAUUCUGGGCAUAUAUAUAUAUAUAUAUGCUCAUCCAGGUAAAAAUGUAGUUAUUAUGAUUUCACUAAACAGCCUUAUUUUAGUAGCCAUUUUUUUGGAUUGGAUUAUGAUGUUUGUUUUAACAUGUAAAACUUUUGCUUGUGUAGAACUUUCUUUUGGGGGUUUGUUCAGAUUUGUUUUAGACUUA
Messenger RNA from Andrographis paniculata, 1194 nucleotides. RefSeq lists its product as uncharacterized. The transcript has 8 exons. Gene Ontology annotation, biological process: protein targeting to ER. Gene Ontology annotation, cellular component: signal recognition particle receptor complex. Lineage: Eukaryota; Viridiplantae; Streptophyta; Magnoliopsida; Lamiales; Acanthaceae. Bases 122 to 907 code for a protein of 261 amino acids. The record is from RefSeq and is a predicted model, not a curated record.